This is a messenger RNA of Megalops cyprinoides (Indo-Pacific tarpon), 1778 nucleotides long. Its product is annotated as V-type proton ATPase subunit H. Gene Ontology annotation, biological process: proton transmembrane transport. The record is from RefSeq and is a predicted model, not a curated record. NCBI's taxonomy places the organism in Eukaryota, Metazoa, Chordata, Actinopteri, Elopiformes, Megalopidae. Gene Ontology annotation, cellular component: lysosomal membrane; vacuolar proton-transporting V-type ATPase, V1 domain. Bases 70 to 1506 code for a protein of 478 amino acids. Gene Ontology annotation, molecular function: proton-transporting ATPase activity, rotational mechanism. The transcript has 14 exons.
CAUGACAGCAGUCGUGGGCCGUGUCGGAGAGUCAGCUGAGACACAGCAGCGAAAAAGAAAUUGGUCAAAAUGGACAUCCGAGGAGCUGUGGAUGCUGCUGUCCCCACCAACAUCAUUGCAGCCAAGGCUGCUGAAGUCCGAGCCAACAAGGUCAACUGGCAGUCUUACCUUCAAGGGCAAAUGAUUUCUGCAGAGGACUGUGAAUUUAUUAAACGAUUUGAGAUGGCUCAUUCUGAGGAAAAGCAAGCAAUACUCAUCAAUGAAGGGCAUCAGUGUGCAAAAACCUUUCUCAACCUCAUGGCCCACAUUUCCAAGGAGCAGACCGUGCAGUACAUCCUGACACUGAUUGAUGAUGCGUUGCAGGAGAAUCAUCAGCGGGUGAACAUCUUUUUUGAUUACGCCAAGAGAAUGAAGAGCACUGCCUGGUCGUACUUUCUCCCCAUGCUGAACCGGCAGGAUCUUUUCACCGUGCACAUGGCUGCGAGGAUUAUUGCCAAACUGGCAGCCUGGGGGCGGGAGCUCAUGGAAGGGAGUGACCUGAACUACUAUUUUAAUUGGAUCAAAACUCAGCUCAGCUCACAGAAACUGCAUCCUGCAGGUCCAGAAACAGGAACAGUUUCCCCCAGUGAUAGCUCCCAGUAUGUUCAGUGUGUUGCUGGUUGCCUUCAGUUGAUGCUCAGGGUUAACGAGUACCGAUUUGCAUGGGUAGAAGCUGAUGGUGUCAAUUGCAUCACAGCAGUCCUGAGCAACAAGUGUGGUUUCCAGCUCCAGUACCAGAUGAUCUUCUGCAUUUGGCUGCUAGCCUUCAGCCCUCAGAUGUGCGAGAACCUGCGCCGCUACAACGUGGUCCCCGCGCUGUCCGACAUCCUGCAGGAGUCCGUCAAAGAGAAAGUCACCAGAAUCAUCCUGGCUGCGUUCAGGAAUCUUUUGGAAAAAUCGGCGGAGAGGGAGACUCGGCAGGAGUAUGCCCUGGCCAUGAUCCAGUGCAAAGUCCUGAAGCAGCUGGAGAACUUGGAGCAGCAGAAGUACGAUGACGAGGACAUCACCGAUGACAUCAAGUUCCUCCUGGAGAGGUUGGGUGAAAGCGUCCAGGAUCUUAGCUCUUUUGACGAGUAUAGUUCAGAGCUGAAGUCUGGGCGUCUGGAAUGGAGUCCUGUUCACAAAUCGGAAAAAUUCUGGCGUGAGAAUGCUGUUCGCCUAAAUGAGAAGAACUACGAACUUCUCAAGAUCCUGACCAGGCUGCUUGAGGUGUCAGAUGAUCCGCAGGUCAUAGCAGUGGCAGCCCAUGAUAUUGGAGAAUAUGUGCGACACUACCCUCGUGGCAAACGGGUAAUCGAGCAGCUGGGCGGGAAGCAGCUGGUGAUGAACCACAUGCACCACGAGGACCAACAGGUCCGCUACAACGCCCUCCUGGCCGUGCAGAAGCUCAUGGUGCACAACUGGGAGUACCUUGGAAAGCAGCUCCAGUCAUCAGAGCAGCCACCAGCUGUAGCCGCUAGGAGCUGAACUCCGAGCGCCUUUGCCGUCCACUGCUGAGUCUGUGUGCUGCAUUGCCCGGCCACAUUUGCAGUUCACCUUAAAAUUUAUAUGCAGGUGCUGGGGAUUAUUCAUUUUGUCAGCCUCCUCAGUUAUCAAACUUCCAAUCACCUUGUGUUUCUCUCAGUCCUCAUGACAAAUCGCUGUGUCGUAAUUUCAGCCAUUCCCUGUGUGUGAUUGUUAUUGCAGAGUAUUUAUGUCUUUAAUGAUUGAAAAAUAAAUGUAUGCAUUCCAAUAAAGUC